Molecule: messenger RNA, 285 nt
Organism: Rotaria socialis
Lineage: Eukaryota; Metazoa; Rotifera; Eurotatoria; Philodinida; Philodinidae
Source: the annotation of a GenBank genome assembly
AUGAAAAAACGUACACAAUCUAUUGUAUCAUACAAUAAACUUCAGCCAACGCCAAAGAAGAUGGAUAAGCUUCGCGGUGGUGGCGGCGGUUAUUCCGGUCGUUUUACUAUUAUUAGUGCCAUAGUUGGUUUUCUUUGUCUUAUCCCUGCUAUUGUUCUUACUCUCAGUGGUGCUGCAGGGCUCGGCAAUGGUGGUGACAAUGGCCGCCUUGUUUCUGGUAUUAUCUUGUUUGGUGUUUCUAUUACUCUUAUUAUUCUGGCUGUCCUUACGUGCUGUUUAAAGUAG